UUUGGGUCAAACCGUGCGGAGAUGCUUUCAUAUUGUUAAGCCUUUCUCAUUAAACAGUCUUGUCAUUGCGAAAUACCUCCAUUAAAACUGUUAUAUUACAGAGGAACUGGCUCUACAAAAUGAGUUUAAGAAGGUGACUAUAUUGUUUGUUCUACGUUUCCUACUUUUGGUACCGUAAAGCACCCUCAGGCUGUCGCAAAACAAUGCAACAUGGCGGCCGCUAUGACAGGACGUGGGCUCGCAGUGUUUAGGAAUGUGGCGGCGCAGGUCCACUCCAGGCUGCUGGCUGCUGGCGGCUCUCAGCAGCUUGCAGGUUUCCACAGCAGCUCGUCACUGGAGGCGAGGAACUGGGACAGGAAGAACCUGCAAAUGUUCCCGCCUCAGCUGAAGGACGAACCCCGCAGACCAGCAGAGAUCCACCACUGCAGGAGGCAGAUCAAGUACAGCAAGGACAAGAUGUGGUACCUGGCAAAAAUGAUUCAAGGGAUGAGCAUUGACCAGGCCGUCGCACAGCUGGAGUUCAAUGACAAGAAAGGAGCGAAGAUCAUGAAAGAGGUGCUGCUGGAGGCUCAGGACAUGGCAGUGAAGAAUCACAAUGUGGAGUACAAGUCGAACCUGUAUGUAGCUGAGUCUUUCACUGGGAAGGGGAAGUAUCUGAAGCGGAUCCGCUACCACGGCAGAGGCAUGUUCGGCAUCAUGGACAAAGUCCACUGUCACUACUUUGUGAAGCUGGUCGAAGGACCGCCGCCCAAACCGGAGCAGAGGACGGGCUUCGACCAGGCCAAGGAGUACGUCCAGAGCCUGAAGAACCGCACCAUCAUCCACAGCCUGUAGGCGGCGCUCAUGUCAUCACUUCUCUGAUGUUCUGUAUGUGUGUGUGUGUGUGUGUGUGUGUGUGUGUGUGUGAGGGAGUGUGUCAUUUGUAAAUAAAUAAAUGAAUAAAUCAGUACUGGAAUCUUGU
Molecule: messenger RNA, 961 nt
Organism: Myripristis murdjan (pinecone soldierfish)
Lineage: Eukaryota; Metazoa; Chordata; Actinopteri; Holocentriformes; Holocentridae
Gene: mrpl22
Product: mitochondrial ribosomal protein L22
Exons: 7
Coding region: 211-834 (207 amino acids)
Biological process (GO): translation
Cellular component (GO): mitochondrial large ribosomal subunit; ribosome
Molecular function (GO): structural constituent of ribosome
Source: RefSeq, a predicted model, not a curated record